Linum tenue is the source of this 1143-nucleotide messenger RNA. Lineage: Eukaryota; Viridiplantae; Streptophyta; Magnoliopsida; Malpighiales; Linaceae. The record is from the annotation of a GenBank genome assembly.
AUGAUACCCAUGAUGAUAAAUUCUAUUCGCAGACGGCCACUUGCAGCAUAUAUCACUUUAAGAUCGAAAACCACCGCCGCACAGUAUGUAGAAUCGAGAGCCAGGGACGCUGUGUUUGAGAAAUUCAUGGACAAGUACAAAAACCUCCUGAAAGUCAUUGCCAUCCAAGACCUUAUUCUUUCAAACCCCACUAGAACCCCACCUUCAGUCUCCCUUGAUUUCCUCAACAGACUCUCCCAGAAGCUACACCUGAAUCGUGGGGCAGCCUCUUUCCUCCGUAGAUACCCUCACAUUUUCGACAUCUACUAUGAGACAACGGUCUCUCAGCCCUUUGUCAGACUAACUGAUGUUGCUACACAGAUUUGUCGUGAAGAAGCCGAGGCAAUCACUGCAACAUUGCCAGCUGUUGUGGACCGGUUGAUUCUGCUUUUAUCCAUGUCUAAGUCUAAAUCUUUGCCACUCCGUGCCAUCUUCAAGGUUUGGAAGGAGCUCGGGCUUCCGGAUGAUUUUGAGGAUUCGGUUAUAUGUCAAAACCCACAUAUUUUCUCACUCCAGGAUGCCCAUGAACCUCACACACACAUCUUGAAGUUGGUGGAUGAGUUUCCCUUGCGUCAUCUUAGGCCUGCAGUUGAGGACUGGAGGGUCACAGAGUGUAGUAAGGAGAAAAGUGAAAUGAAUAGUCCUGUUGAAAUGCAGUAUUGCUUCAAGCAUCAAUACCCAUCUGGAAUGCGCCUGAGCAAGAAUUUCAGGGCUAAGGUGAAGGAAUGGCAGAGUCUGCCUUAUAUGGGUCCUUAUGAAGAGCUGAGGGAGAUGAAGCCAUCUAAGGUGGGGAUGAGAAGACUUGAGAAAAGAGCAGUUGCUAUUGCCCACGAGUUCUUGAGUUUGACAGUUGAGAAGACGAUAGAAGUUGAGAAGAUCAGCCAUUUCAGGAAGUGGUUUGAGAUUGAGUUGAACAUGAGAGACUUGUUCUUGGAUCAUCCAGGGAUUUUUUACUUGUCUACAAAGGGCAAGAGACAUACAGUAUUCCUUAGGGAAGCUUAUGAGAGGGGUCGAUUGAUUAACCCUAAUCCUGUGUACAAUGUAAGACGAAAGCUUUUAGACCUUGUCGUUAUGGGACGGCAUCAAUUUCCUUGCGAUAAUUGA